GUAUGACUUCCAUAUAAUAAAAUUCUCAAGUAGAAAGACCUUAAGAAGAAUUAAAGAAUAAUAAUUCAACUUCACCAAGAGACUCAGACUCUUCAGAUUCCUCUUAUGAUUUUGUGAAGGAUUUGAAUCAAAAGUCUAAUCUAAAAAGAACUCCAGAAGAAGACUAAGAACUUCUCCAAAAAUAUAAAGGUAAAACUUAUUAAUAAAAUGGAAUAGGUAAGCAUGGGUUAAAGUAUUAAAAAAUAUCAAAUGAAUAACGAUAAAAACUUAUCAAAUAGAUAACAACUACAGGUUGUACUAUAAAAAAUGCUGCAAGAGAUUUGAAUAUUAAUUUCUCAACUGCAAAGGCAAUCAUGCAGAUUUUUAGAAGAGAAGGAAGAAUGACAAAAAAACUCAAAAGGGAUAAGACCUAGUAAGAAUUAAAAAAGGCUGAGAUAUUAAUUUAAGGUGAUAAGCAAAACUUUAAAAGUGAAGUUGGAUUGACAAAGUAAGAAUAAUGCUAAAUGAGACAAAAUACAGUAUAAGAUAAUUUAGAUACAAUUCAUAUUCAAUUAGUGGAGGAGCAAAAUAGAAAUUAAGCUAUUUUAAUAUAAUAAUUAAAAACCUAGGUUAGAAACUUUAAAUAAAUUUUAGAAUUUAUAUUUAUAAGGGAGAGCAAAUUAAUUCUAACAGGAGAAAUAAUAAUUGAAUUAAAAUUAUUCAUAUUUGACUAUUCAGUAUAAUCAACUACAAUAAAUGGUAUUAUAAGUAUAAAAUUUUUUUAGGUUAGAUAUGCCAUGCCACAAUAUCACCAACCUUAUCUAUUUUGA
Paramecium primaurelia is the source of this 809-nucleotide messenger RNA. NCBI's taxonomy places the organism in Eukaryota, Ciliophora, Oligohymenophorea, Peniculida, Parameciidae. The record is from the annotation of a GenBank genome assembly.